GUCCAUAAUAAUAAUGGAUGACAUUUCAUCAUAUUAAAGAAAAACAAAGAAUUAAUGUUGAUAGCUGAGAAUUCAUUUAAAAAGAAGAUUAAAAUAAUGAUUUUGUUGUAUUUGUUGUUGGUAAAGAGAUAAAAUAGCAAUUAAAAAAAGCGAAGGAAGAAUUUAACUUAAAUCAGAAAUCAGCCUAAGUUCCAAACAUAACAUUGUAAUGGGAAGUUAAUGAGUUUCCUAAUAUGUUCUAAGGACUAGAGUUAAUCACAUUUCUUCUAAGGAAGAAUGGUAGAUAAAGAUAUAAUACAAUUAUCUCUGUCUCAUUAAUAAGGCAGUGGAUAUUUGUAGAAAAUAGAAAUUCAACUAUCUUACAAUUCUCGCUAAGCUCAUUCAUCACUACUAUUACUAGUAUAGGUUCUAAUUGAUUAUGAUGGAUAUGAAUAUAAAAUAAGAAACCUCAAUAUCUAACUUAAAAAGACUUAAAACUUUGACUGAU
This is a messenger RNA of Paramecium sonneborni, 487 nucleotides long. The record is from the annotation of a GenBank genome assembly. NCBI's taxonomy places the organism in Eukaryota, Ciliophora, Oligohymenophorea, Peniculida, Parameciidae.